Molecule: messenger RNA, 846 nt
Organism: Spodoptera littoralis (African cotton leafworm)
Lineage: Eukaryota; Metazoa; Arthropoda; Insecta; Lepidoptera; Noctuidae
Source: the annotation of a GenBank genome assembly
AUGGACGAUAAUGGGAAGCACACGUCCUCUUAUCAUUUGGACCAGGAAAUAUUGGAUGCUCGUGGCAUCAGCAUGACAGUUGAAGAGGUGGCAGGUCUCUCCACUUGCAAGUACUCCGAGAGGGUGCAGUCCCUCAAACUCAAUGAGGAUGACCUUGCCUUCCUGAAGGGACUUCGGAGAAGGAUCAAAAAUAGACUAGCCUCCCAAAACAGCAGACGUCGGAGUGUCGAGCACCUCAGGCGUUUAGCUCGAGAAUUACGAGCGGUUAGAGCCUGCAGAGACGAUGCGCUUGCUGAGAGGAAGUCACUUAUGACGCAGAGGGAUAGUGUUCGGGCCAGCUGUCUUAGAUUAAGACGGCAUAUUGUUCAGAUUCUACAAGAUCGAGCAGACUCAACCGAAGUGCCAAUAUUAGAUUUAGAUACCAAGAAAGAAUCUCAAAUUACGAUACCAAUAAAAAAAAUCGCCGUCACAGAAACUAAGACGCCUCUCAUACCGGAAUGUUUUGAAAAAACAGAAAAAAAUAUAUUUGAAUGCCGCAUAGACAAACUAGUACAACAGAGCGUCAAUCACAUUUUCAAAAACGAUGUUGAAAAAAAAAAAGUUUUCGCUAAAACAGUUUUUAUAUCAAACGAGAAGUUGAGUUCAAAUAUUAAGUCUAUGGUUUUUAACGGCGAAGAUAGUUUGAAGUUACUCGAGAGUGAUGACGGAGUAUUGAAUUUGUCUCUUAAAGAAGGGAGAAGAAAAAGCCAUGGGAGGAAGCAGUUAGCUCCAAGAAGAAUUACCUGUGUCUAUUCUGAUAAUAAUGAUGGCGUCCUGGAUUUAAAAAUUAAGAAGGAGAAUCCGUGA